Messenger RNA from Oryza brachyantha (malo sina), 903 nucleotides. RefSeq names its product chaperone protein dnaJ 11, chloroplastic-like. The record is from RefSeq and is a predicted model, not a curated record. Lineage: Eukaryota; Viridiplantae; Streptophyta; Magnoliopsida; Poales; Poaceae. The transcript has a single exon. The coding region runs from base 226 to 603 and encodes 125 amino acids.
UUGCUCGCCAAGUCGACGCCACCACAAUACCACAUGGAUGCUGACCGCCAUGCCCACCGAUCCUAUCCGCCAAACCGCCUAAAAUACCCACGAAACCACCCCAAAAUCCAACGACGUCUCACCUGCCUCAUCCUCCUCCAUAGAUAAAAGAUUCACAGCCUUUCUCUUCCUCUUCCCAGAUCUGCUUGCCCCCUCCCCACCAUUCCGAUUGCUACCUCUCUUCUCAUGAUCUGCGCGCCUGUGGGGGUCGUCUUUGCGCCGAAGCCGUCGGCGGUUGGGUGCCGCGCGGCGCGGAGGGUCCGGUGCGCGGUGUCCGUGGCGGCGGCGGCACCGGCGCCGGCGACGUCCGGCGGCACGCUGUACGACGUGCUGGGGCUGCGGGCCGGCGCCACGGUGCGGGAGAUCAGGGCGGCGUACCGCCGCCUGGCGCGGGAGCGGCACCCCGACGCGGCGGGCGCCGCCGACGACUUCGUCCGGCUCCACGACGCCUACGCCACGCUCUCCGACCCCGACAGCCGCGCGCGCUACGACCGCGACGUCGUCGUCGCCCGCGCCGCCUCCCGCCGGCCGCGCCGCACCUGGGAGACCGACCAGUGCUGGUAGCAGCGCAUGAUUCUGUCUCUUGACGCAGCCAUGGCCGCCGCGCUCACCUUACAAUUUUUUUACUACGGUGAUCACCCAUGCCUAUGUACAGUAGAGUAUAAAAUCUCCCUCCUUUUUCUUCUCCCUCGCAUCCAUCGUGCGUGAAUGUAAUGUAAAAAUCCAAACUUUGAGAGUAGAUAGAGUAUUUAGCUAGUAAUCCAAGGAUUAACCCAUCACCAUGACACUAUGUACUGUGAAUAUGUGCUAAAGCGUGUUUUGACGCGAGGUUUGAAGGAAAUUGCCUGCCCUGCCUCUGCUACA